Molecule: messenger RNA, 5885 nt
Organism: Toxoplasma gondii ME49
Lineage: Eukaryota; Apicomplexa; Conoidasida; Eucoccidiorida; Sarcocystidae
Product: ICE family protease (caspase) p20 domain-containing protein
Exons: 10
Coding region: 1146-5180 (1344 amino acids)
Biological process (GO): proteolysis
Molecular function (GO): cysteine-type endopeptidase activity
Source: RefSeq, a predicted model, not a curated record
GUCGAUGCGUGUGUCUGUCUUCGUCACAAACAAACGUCUUGUUCUGUCGUGAGACACGGGGGCCUAGUGUUCCUGUGUUUGUUUUUCUUGCAUUCUCGUCCCAGCUUCUGUAACGCUCACACCGCGUCAGCAACCUUCCCAGGGAAAGGGGUCUUCUUCACCGAGGUUCCCCGCUUUCUUUACCCCCUCGCGUUUGUCAUGUGAUACCGCCAGCCAGCCUCCACGUCUUCGCGCGAGUCACGGCUUUGUCGUUGAUCGGCGCCCGAGGGAAGCGUUCCGAAACUCAAGUAUUCUCGCAAACUUUUACUUUUUUCUUCUACCCGAGAUAUCUAGAAGCACGAACCGGUUUGGGAGGCGUUUGUGUGAUGCGUCUGAUUUUUUUCAUCCCCGAAACUCAAGCUAGCGGACACAAGCGGCAAUUUUCGUCACUCUAGUCCAACUCGUCAACGGGCAAUGAUUUUUGCCCCACGUCUUGAAGAUACCUCAAACACUCUUUGUCCGGAACAAUUGCACUCAGUAUUCCUCUGUCUCUGGCUCCACUAUUCUCAGCACCGUCCGCAUCUGCGUCCUUGCCGCUUUUCCCUGGGUUUCCCGCGUCUACUCAGCAUUCUGUGUCUCGCCGGGGGGGAAGGGAAUUCGCUUUGCAACUAUUGGCUGUCAACAAUGGCUUUCUCAUCUUGCAUAGACGAGUGUUUUCGCUUAUCUUCGUUUCCCUUGCAAAGCACAAAUCCCUGUCCGUUUUUAUUCUUGAAGGAGUCAAGUGCCCACGCUCUUCCCGAAGCCUCGUCUUUUGCCAUCACUUUGCACCGAACGCCCAAGACUGGCGUCUCCGAACUCGUCAAGGCUCAGAACUAGCAAUUCAGUGUGCCGACAACCUCGCAUCGACUUGUUCACUCUUCUUGUCUUCCUUUUGCGAGCUCUCCGCCGCUGCUCGUGUGAGUCUAGUGUCUCGAAUUGUUUUCGGUGGCUAGGUGUGUCUUGUCGAAGAGUUUGCUGUUUUCGGCCUCCUUCAGCUAGCUCUCUCAUCAGUUUCAAUCCUUUUACAGUCUUUUUCGUGUAAGCUGCUCUGAUAUUUCAGAGAUUCUUCUCGCGUUUUUGCCUUUUGGCUCCUUUCGCUUUUCGAUCUUUUCGCUCCUCAUUCGACAAUGACGAGCUACACUCCGUACUCGUUCACAUCGUCGCUCGACAGGCCUGGCGCGCCUGUGUCUGGAAGUUCCCCUUCGCUUGCUGGCGUCCACGGGUCGCAGGCGCAGAACGGAACUUCUGAGCAUUCGCAUCAGUCUGCCAGAAUGUAUUACUACCCCGUCAACACUGCGCGAAUUUCUUUCUCGGAAGAAACCGCCAAUGGUGGGAGGGUCGUCCAACUGCCGACUGCUGACAGAUCUGAGAGAAAUCUGUCGCAUUCGGUAGUCGCCGGAUCGUACUCACAUGGCGGCUACGCAAAGCCCCCUUUUUUCGUGGUGCCGGAGUCUCGGAGCGGCUUCUCUGGAAACGGCCUCCAGGAGCAGCGGCCUGUGUCACAUCCGGGUGUACCCCCGGCACUCGGAUCUGUGAGAUCGGUCCCCGCGUCUUCCCAAUCCCUUCCGUCGCUCUACGCGAAGGGAGGCUUCACACAGCCUGGUGCCAAGGAGGUCUCAUCUGCGUUCGCGCAGUCAACGGUGAGCCUGAGGAGCCCGCAAGCGGUGUCUUCGCGGCCGCUCUGCCACCCCGCUACCUCUUGGUCUUGCCCGUCUCCUGGACCGGUGCCCAGCAGCGCCGAGCAGACCUCCCGCACCGUUAUCCAGCCUGGCCCGCCGCUAGCUGUCUUCCCAUCGCUUCCCCUUCAGACAACAGGUGGGCUGCAAGGCGACUUUUCCCUAGGCAGAAGCGGGGCAGCGGAGUUGGCACCGCCGCUUGCUGCAGGACGAUCCGUGGCUCUCCCCCGGGAAAGCGUCGACCAGACACUGCAGCGGCUCGAGGCGGCGAAGGCAUUCGAGGCGAACCGCUUGCAGGAUCUGAUGAAGCAGGAACGGGAGUUGCUGAUGCACUUUGCGCAGAAGCACCAAGCUGGAAACGCGAGAGCUGCAGUGGCGGAACGUGGCGAAGCAGCGCUCGCCGAACACAGACAAGGUCUGCCAGCCAGGAGCACCCGGGUCCUCUCGGGUCCACCAGCAAGUCGGGACGGGAGCGCGUUUGUCGCCGAGCCGCAGUGUGUGUCCUCAGGCAUUCCGCAGUCUUCUUCGCGGAUCCCGCGCCUGCCUUCGUUUGCGACGCCUCACGUGAGGCAUGCGAGUUUCCUCCCGCCAGCGUUUCCGGCUGCACCUGGCCAGCCGUGCACGGCGAGCUUCAUCCUCCCCCGGGCCGCGCGUCCUGCGUCUGUUCACGCGGCUCGCGGUCCGCGCAGGCGAGCGCUUAUCGUGGGCUGCGGCCACCAGAAGGGUCAGCCGUACCACAUUCGCGGCGCAGGCAACGACGCGCACUUGUUCGCGCAUGCAUGCGUGCAGUUCCUCGGGAUCGACCCGAAAGAGAUCUGCGUCCUCACCGACACGGCGCCGUCGACAUGCUACCGCGGCCGCGGUCAGGACGGCUCCUUCCUGGGGCCCGCCGCUUAUAUUCAGGGCAAAGACGGCUCCAAACACGGUACUCUCCUUGCAAAGCAAGACCGCAUGCACGCCGCAGGUGGCGAGGAAACGUCGGGUGCAGCGUCGGCGCUGUCCCAGGCGAUGCGCGGGGUCGCGGACUUUGGCGCGAAACACUUUGUCGCUUCUCAAGGCCGAGACAAGGAGACGAAGGCAGUCGUGCACUCCCUCGUCGACGUCGACAGACUCGAGUCCGAGGAGCCCAACCCCGUGGUCGCGGAACUCCCGACACGACACAACAUUCUGAGGGGACUUCGGUGGCUCGUGGAAGACGCACGGCCCGAUGACUACCUCAUCUUCUACUUCUCGGGCCACAGCGUGCAGAUGGACAACAUGUCCGGCUGGGAAGGAGAAGGCUAUGAGGAAGCCUUCGUACCGUGCGAUUUCAACGUCCGCGACGUUGAAAGCGGAGAUCCCGUCUCUCUUGUCGGUGCCCUAGAGAUUCGAGAGAUUCUCUUCAACAUCCCCGACAGAACGCAGCUGUCAAUCUUCCUGGAUUGCUGCGGGGGGCAAACGGUCCUCGACCCGGCGGGGACUUCGUCGCGUUUCACUUUCAUCAAAGGAGUGAAACAACGGGGGAUGUGGCCAUUCUCGGACCCCACCGACAAGAUGUGUCUGGCCAAGUACCGUUCUGACGUCUGGGCGAGUCCCGAUAUGCAGAAACAAGUUGUCCAGCCGCGGUACCUCCCGGCGGUUGAAGUCCAAUCGCUGAGCUGCGUGUCAACGGCCAGUGUCAAAGGCGACGAACACGAGAAGCCCGGCCUGCUCAAUGCGUACUGCAUUGCUGCCGCACCCUGGGGAAGCGUUGCCUUGGAGGCGAGUUUCAACUCGUUCAGGAUCCGCAGCUUCCAUACGCGGUCGCUUCCAGGCAACUGUCACGGGUCCUGCACAGUUGAGUCCAAGCCUGUUGUCCACGGAGUGUUCACGUGGGCGGUGGUUUCUGCUCUCUCUGGUCUUGUCGAGGAGACCAUUCGCGUUUUCUCGGACGAAGGUGGCGCGCGGAAUGGUUGUGUUCCGGUCCGCGUAACGUACACAAAGCUCAUGGAGAAGAUUGAGCACCAGAUCAACGAUUUGAAGUGGAAUCGCCUCUUCAAGCUCGAUCAGCAGGCCGAGCUGACGGUGCACUCGGGAGGCGGAGCGCGACCGAACGAGGUCUUUAUCCAGUUUCCUGACCUCGCGCCUGGGAAGGGAAGACCGUGCGUGGGGGCGUCUCUGUCUGGGGAGACUUCGCCUGGGGCUUGUCUGCGGGGCUGGGCCACUGCGGCGUUCGACUCCCCGGUCACUCCGCUCCAAGAGUUGUCGGGGAGUUUCUACGACUUCUUCCACCCGCAGUGGAUUCGGGAGGAGCAGCGCAUGCAUAUGGGGAGCGCAGCAGCGGGUGGGGCGCUUCCAUAUACUGCGGAGGCGUGCUUUCAGAGGGCGUUUGGAGUGACACCAACAGGAAGUCCAACCCCCUUAGGGUUACACGGAAAGGUUCACGCAGAGCGGCGGUCCGCCGGCAGGGGUGAAGACAGAAAGGAACAGGGAUCCAGGAUACCUAGUGAAGAUCACGUGUCGAGUUGUUUGCAGUGGCUUAGUGCACGCCGCCGGCUUCGAUCGGUAGUCUUGCCAAUGGCUUCCGGAUUCCUGGACCCUAGAAACAGACCUGUAGCUUCUGCGUCGUUUUCUCCUUUGUACACUGCGAAAGGUCGCCCACCGAUUUCCUCCCCUCCUCAGGAACCCACGACAGAUUCGGGGCACAUACCAGAGCAUUUCAAGUGCACAGAUGUCUCUACAUUGUCACCUAGUUCGUGUGUAGCUUCAGUAGAAAACCAGGAAGCGCAGUCGCCAUCGAACGAUGAAAACGCUCUGUUUUCUUGUGCCGACUCGUGCUCUUUUCCGUCCCGGCGGCCUCCAUCGGGAGCGGCACCGCACCACGAAGGACAGGCCCGCCAGGAGAGACGAGGAAUCUCUCAAAAACGUCAAGCAGCAGUUCCACAGGUCGCAUCCGGAAAGCAGGUUGUUCGAUCAGAGAAGAGACCAGAGGAACUGCAGCGCGAGAGAAGCUUUGGCUUAGCAGUCCAUGCAGUUAGGUGCGUUGGUGGGAGGGACGAAGAGGUCGCCCUUGCCGUGGUUUUGCGGGCGCAGAUGGCGGAACGCAAACGGCGGGAGGCCGCAAACAGAGCCCAGCGCGAGCAAGCAGAAGUGCGGGGGCGUCAGAUGCGUCUACGGCAGAGUCUGCGACGCAUCGAAAGCUUGAAAAGAACCCAAGCAGACAAAGUGAGGUCCACGCAGAUACAGAUCAACCCUCAGCGCGUGGAUAGAGCCGCGGUAGCCCGCCUGAACGAUGCCAACUUUCGCAUCCCCUUUCCCACAGGAGGCACAUGUCCGGUGAAACAUGUGUUACCUCUUUUGGAAUUCGACGGCAGUCACACCCACAACGGGGACUACAAGUGCCAGGAACGGAAUGCGAAGAAAUACAACUACACGGAUGGUCGAUCGCUCGUCCUUGUGGCUCGCGCCAUGCCCGCUCCCGCCCGAGGGGUUCCUGUGAAAUCGGGGAAACAGAGCUUCUUCUGUUAGCCCUACCCACAGGAGGCGCUCUGUAGGCCAGGAUUCAAAACUGACAAUGACCUAGUGACCUGAUGCAGAAAGAGGAACCCUUGGAGACCGAGACUGAAAAGGAAGAGCUAAUUUUUUGCUCGUUGUCAACAUCUCGAGGCCUCAACACCUUGGGGGGCGACCACGAGUUUCCACUGUAACUUCCCAACCAGCAUUGGUGAUGGUAGACUGGUGUCUUGUCGAGUUAUGACAGAUAGCAGAUGUCCUCAUUCCCCUUGCAUGUGCGUAAACUCCCUGUUUGUCGGUACUGCUACACGCCCAUUUAUUUCAUGGUAACGCCCUCAAAAUCUUGAAGUAAGACCAACAAGACACAAUCCGAAACAAAGCGUGAGUCGCACGACUAACACACUCCAACUCCCGACUUCUAAGAACAGGAUGUAACUCGUGAUUCCAACUGGGCAGCCUUAUACAAGAAAAUCGGGUCAAAUUGCACGAUGACGACAGUCAACACUAUCGCUGCACAUCUUCCAUAGAACUCAGUAUGCGUCAGACAAACGUUUGUUGAUACCUGCGAGCCCUGAACACCUUUGUGAGAUGAUCUUGCUUUGGUAUAGGAUAUCAUUCACUCUUUACAGUAAUUUGAGCUACUGCCGCACAUAGCCUUUGGCUGGUCCCGCACCUUGUUCGGUGAGACCGUCGCCAUAACUCAAGUUCGCCUUUCCAUUU